UGGACUUUUAACUUGUAAUCAUCCGGAUGUUGUUCUGACCGAUGCUACGUUAGCAACAGUCUUCAUGUUUGCAAAUCUUCGUUUGAUUUAGCGUAACAUAAGUGGUUUAAAAGCGGAUCAAAGCUGUUGUUGGUGUGAGCCAAACCAUGGCAGAUCCAGCCCGUGUAAAACCUGAAACUAGUUUCAAUGACACAAGCACCCCUGCCGAGAGGUCCAAAAAGAGCGAGGGUUCAGGUGAUGGUCCGGUGAGCGGCAGUACCUCCUCUAAACUCACUGCAGUCCAGACCAAUACAAAAGAAGACAAAACUAAGUCAGCUGAACAUACUGCUGCUGGUGAAGAAGAGGAAGACGGAUCUUCAUCUCUUAACCCCCCACCUGCUAAAAAACUAAAAGUGGAGCAAGACAAGAAGAAAGAGAAACGACAAAAGGUUGAUGAAGAUGAAAUACAAAAGAUGCAAGUUUUAGUAUCAUCGUUUUCUGAAGAACAGCUGAACCGUUAUGAGAUGUACAGACGUGCAGCUUUCCCGAAGGCUGCAAUUAAACGAUUAAUUCAGUCCAUCACAGGAUCAUCCGUUUCUCAGAAUGUGGUCAUCGCAAUGUCUGGGAUUUCAAAGGUGUUUGCUGGAGAGAUAGUUGAGGAAGCACUAGAUGUGUGUGAGAAGUGGGGAGACACGCCACCCCUGCAGCCCAAACACAUGAGAGAGGCUGUGAGGAGACUGAAGAGCAGAGAACAGGGUCCCAACUCGAAACACAAACGCAUCCUUUUCCACUGAGCGCCAGUCACACUCAUGACUCAAUGUCUCCAGUUUUGUUCAUAAAGUUCACAAAAUAUGUUUA
This is a messenger RNA of Triplophysa dalaica, 837 nucleotides long. It is a transcript of the gene taf11, whose product is annotated as TAF11 RNA polymerase II, TATA box binding protein (TBP)-associated factor. Bases 147 to 773 code for a protein of 208 amino acids. The transcript is spliced from 6 exons. The record is from RefSeq and is a predicted model, not a curated record. Gene Ontology annotation, molecular function: protein heterodimerization activity; transcription coactivator activity. NCBI's taxonomy places the organism in Eukaryota, Metazoa, Chordata, Actinopteri, Cypriniformes, Nemacheilidae. Gene Ontology annotation, cellular component: transcription factor TFIID complex; nucleus. Gene Ontology annotation, biological process: transcription initiation at RNA polymerase II promoter; RNA polymerase II preinitiation complex assembly.